Molecule: messenger RNA, 4595 nt
Organism: Suncus etruscus (white-toothed pygmy shrew)
Lineage: Eukaryota; Metazoa; Chordata; Mammalia; Eulipotyphla; Soricidae
Gene: KAT2B
Product: lysine acetyltransferase 2B
Biological process (GO): chromatin remodeling; positive regulation of transcription by RNA polymerase II
Cellular component (GO): nucleus; histone acetyltransferase complex
Molecular function (GO): histone H3 acetyltransferase activity; protein binding
Source: RefSeq, a predicted model, not a curated record
AUGAGGCAUGCAAAAAUUUGUGAUGCGCCCCUGCAGCCCACCGGGCAAGCCUUCUGGGGUGGGGGCCAGGCCCGGGAGGACUCCCUCCCGCGGGAGGAGAGGAGGAGGAGGAGGGAGGGCGUGUGCGGGGCGGGGAGCUCCCCUCCCUCCCGCCUCGCUCCCGGGGUGGCCAGAGCGUCAGCGCGCGCCAUCGCCGGCGCAGCAGGCCGGGCGGGGCGGGCGGGGGGAGGGGCGCCGCGGGGAGGGUCCCGCGCUCCGGCGCCCCAGGCCCGGCCCGAGACCCCGGCGGGCGGCGGCGGCGGCGGCGGGGCUCCCCCCACGGUGCUCGGGGCCGGGAUGUCGGCAGCGGGCGUCCAGGGCGGGCCGGCAGCCGGGGCCGGGGUCGGAGCCGGGGCGUCGCCCUCCGCGCCCCCCCGCGCGGGGCCCCCCCAGGGCCCCGGCUCGGCCGAGUCGACCCGCAUCGCGCUCAAGAAGGCGCAGCUGCGCGCGGCCCCCCGGGCCCAGAAACUGGAGAAACUCGGCGUGUACUCCGCCUGCAAGGCCGAGGAAUCUUGUAAAUGUAAUGGCUGGAAAAACCCCAACCCUUCUCCACCCCCUCCCAGAGCUGAUCUUCAACAGAUCAUUGUCAGUCUGACUGAAUCCUGCCGGAGUUGUAGCCAUGCCCUAGCUGCUCAUGUUUCCCAUUUGGAGAAUGUUUCCGAGGAAGAAAUGAAUAGACUUCUGGGAAUAGUGUUGGAUGUGGAAUAUCUCUUUACCUGUGUUCAUAAGGAAGAAGAUGCUGAUACCAAACAAGUUUAUUUCUACUUAUUCAAGCUCUUGAGGAAGUCUAUCUUACAAAGAGGAAAACCUGUGGUUGAAGGCUCUUUGGAGAAGAAACCCCCCUUUGAAAAACCCAGUAUUGAACAGGGUGUGAAUAACUUUGUACAGUACAAAUUCAGUCACCUGCCAUCCAAAGAAAGGCAAACAAUAAUCGAGCUGGCAAAAAUGUUCUUAAAUCGCAUCAAUUACUGGCAUCUCGAGGCACCAUCUCAACGAAAACUGCGAUCGCCCAAUGAUGAUAUUUCUGGGUACAAAGAGAACUACACAAGGUGGCUGUGUUACUGCAAUGUACCACAGUUCUGUGACAGUCUACCUCGGUAUGAAACCACCCAGGUCUUUGGGAGGACAUUGCUCCGUUCGGUCUUCACUGUUAUGCGGCGGCAGCUCCUGGAACAAGCAAGACAGGAGAAAGACAAACUGCCCCUGGAGAAACGAACUCUAAUCCUCACCCAUUUUCCAAAGUUCCUAUCCAUGUUAGAAGAAGAAGUUUAUAGUCAAAACUCACCCAUCUGGGAUCAGGAUUUUCUCUCAGCAUCUGCCAGAACCAGCCAGCUAGGAAUCCAAACAGUUAUCAGUCCUCCCCCUGUGGCUGGGACAAUUACAUACAACUCAAAUUCAACAUCCAUAGAGCAACUGAAUGGAGGGAGCCCCAGUCCUUCCUGCAAAACCUCUUCUGGGCUUGAGGUAACCCCAGGUGAAAAGAGGAAAUUGAAUGAUUCUCAUGUUCCAGAGGAGGUCAAGAAACCCCGGGUUAUGGGGGAUAUUCCGAUGGAAUUAAUCAAUGAGGUCAUGUCUACCAUCACAGACCCUGCAGCCAUGCUUGGACCAGAGACGAAUUUUCUGUCUGCACAUUCGGCUCGAGACGAGGCAGCAAGGCUGGAGGAGCGCAGAGGCGUGAUUGAAUUUCAUGUAGUUGGCAAUUCCCUGAACCAGAAACCCAAUAAGAAGAUUCUGAUCUGGCUCGUGGGCUUGCAGAAUGUGUUCUCCCAUCAGUUGCCCCGAAUGCCCAAAGAAUACAUCACACGGCUGGUCUUUGAUCCGAAACACAAAACUCUUGCUUUAAUUAAAGAUGGCCGUGUUAUUGGUGGAAUUUGUUUCCGAAUGUUUCCAUCUCAAGGAUUCACAGAGAUUGUUUUCUGUGCUGUAACCUCAAAUGAACAAGUCAAGGGCUAUGGAACUCACCUGAUGAAUCAUUUGAAGGAAUAUCAUAUAAAACAUGACAUUUUGAACUUCCUCACUUAUGCAGAUGAAUAUGCUAUUGGAUAUUUUAAGAAACAGGGCUUUUCCAAAGAAAUUAAAAUUCCUAAAAUCAGAUAUGUUGGUUACAUCAAAGAUUAUGAAGGAGCCACGUUAAUGGGAUGUGAACUAAAUCCACGAAUCCCAUACACAGAAUUUUCUGUCAUCAUUAAAAAGCAGAAGGAGAUCAUCAAAAAGCUGAUAGAAAGAAAACAAGCUCAGAUUAGAAAAGUUUAUCCUGGACUUUCAUGUUUUAAAGAUGGAGUUCGACAGAUUCCAAUAGAAAGCAUUCCUGGAAUUAGAGAGACAGGCUGGAAACCGAGUGGAAAAGAGAAAAGUAAAGAGCCCAAAGACCCUGACCAGCUUUAUAGCACCCUCAAAAGCAUCCUCCAGCAGGUAAAGAGCCACCAAAGUGCUUGGCCCUUCAUGGAACCAGUGAAGAGAACAGAAGCUCCGGGAUAUUAUGAAGUUAUAAGGUUCCCUAUGGAUCUGAAAACCAUGAGUGAACGCCUCAAGAAUAGGUACUAUGUGUCUAAGAAAUUAUUCAUGGCAGACUUACAGCGAGUUUUUACCAACUGCAAGGAAUACAACCCCCCUGAGAGUGAAUACUACAAAUGUGCCAAUAUUCUGGAGAAAUUCUUCUUCACUAAAAUUAAGGAAGCUGGAUUAAUCGACAAGUGAUUCUUUUUCCUCUGCUUCUUAGAAACUCAUCGAGCAGUGUGCCUCAAGCAAGGAGGUUUCGUUUUACAAAGAAUUGGACAUAAUGUAGUGAAGAUAUUUGUCAAUGUAAUAAUUAGCACUUUUGAAAAACAGAAACCUCUUAGUUUUUCAGAUAUGUAUUUAAAUUGAAGUCAUAGAACAUUUUUAUUUUAUUGAAUAGAUUUUAAUCUAUUUACUAUUUACUAUUAAUGUUCAUUUUCCUAUGGCAUGUCCAUUCGUUGAAAUAUUCAAUAAUAGAUGAUCAGGGGUUUCCUCAAAACCCUUAUGUGAGGAAAUUGCACAUAGUACCAAGAUUUGGGGGAAUUGAGGAAAUAUUCAGACUGUGAAUGUUUCUUUCCAUUAUUUUCCCUAAUGGAAUGUGAGAGUUUUAUGUUUAUUUUAUUCUGAAGGACUGUAAAGAAGGGGGGAAGCCUGAUUUAAAAAAGAACAACCCAUAAAAGGUGAAAUAUGUGAAACUUGAAAUCACAUUAUAGACUUAUAUUUUUUUAAAAAAACACUUAUCUAGAUGAGGUGCUUUGAGCAGUUCUGAAAAAUGCAGUUCCAGAAGAGCAACUGCACGGAUUCCUACGAAUGACCUUCUAAAUAAUAUUAAACUUUUUAAAGAAGCAUUUGGGGUUUUGAUAAUUCAACCUACCACAGACUUGUGAGCGCAUAACCACUAUUUUAAUAAUUAUUUUCUCUACACAAAGGUGUAAAAUUCUAUUUGACUUUGUUUAUACAGGCCAUACAUUUUAAAAAGGUAAAACAGCCUAGGCCACAAAGCUGUUUUACACCACAGUGGUGGGACUUGAAAACACUUGAGAUUUAAUAGAAAAAGAUCUAUAAUCUAUAUUUAAACUCAGUCCGUUAAAUCCUCUUUCUAAUCACUCAUGAUGCAUCCUUUCCAAGGUCCUUUUUCCUUGAUACCCUCAACCCCUCAGGUAAUAUAUAUUUGCAACUCCAGGCUAUAAUCGUUUUAUGAGGCGAAUUACCAUCAAUAGGUUUUGUCAGUAUUUUAACAUCUACACUGGUAUAUAGGUAUUAUCCCACUAAAAUUUAUCAUCCAAUUUGCUUGGAAUUCCAGCUUAGUUAGUUAAUACUUGGAUGAUUUCCCAAUAAACACUACAUAAAAAAAAAGUAAUAAUUGCCAUCCCAGCUCUGGGAGAGUCAACAUAAAACAAAAUGAAGACAAACUCGAUGGUCUUGACACUAAUUUUUAUGACACAAAUUUAUAAACUGAUUUUUGUAAAGGACUAGGUUUUAAAAGCAUAUUUCACUGGAUGUUUUCUACUUGCAUAAGUAAAGUAUCAUCGAAAUAGUUGUUUAAACCAGUUGUCAGAGAAUCUUUGCACAUAGGAAAAAAAAACCAGCAAAUGGCUGUUAAGUUGAAAUGUUUUGACAUGUUAGGAAUAUUCAGAAUGCUCACAAUGAAAAAAAAAAACCCUCAGUUUUCUUAAGAAACUACCUUGAGUGGCAUCUAGAUUUCUAAUGAAGAAUGAUGAUACAGUUUGAAGGAAGUAUCGAGGACUGUUUCAGAUAGUGCUUUGUACCGGAUCUGCUGAAGCAUCAGUCCAGUUUGGAUUCCUGUGAAAGUUUGUUAUUUUCUGUGUAGACAUUCUUAUCGAGUAUUGUCUUUAAAAUCAGACAGUCUCUUCUAUAUUGAAAGCAUUUUUAUGUUUUCUAAUUUAAAAAUUAAUAUUUUCUUAUAGAUAUUGUGCAAUAAAGCUCAAGUAGGCUGUGUGGUUUUUUGCAGAUGCUUUAACAACUGAUAAAAUUUUACAUUUGUAAAAUUAAUAUAUUGUACUGGUACAAAAUAGUUUUAAAUUAUAUUUUAAAAAGUU